Molecule: messenger RNA, 917 nt
Organism: Onychostoma macrolepis
Lineage: Eukaryota; Metazoa; Chordata; Actinopteri; Cypriniformes; Cyprinidae
Product: interferon-induced protein 44-like
Exons: 6
Coding region: 1-843 (280 amino acids)
Source: RefSeq, a predicted model, not a curated record
AUGACGCUCCAGGAAAUCCAUAAUAUGGGCAAAGACAUGCAGCUAUUGCUAAAGAAAACAGACCUGAAAGAAAAGCUGAAAAACUUCUCUCCGAGUCAUCCAGAUGUAAAGGACAUCAAGAUCCUGGUAGCUGGACAAAUUGGAGCAGGAAAGUCCAGCUUUAUUAACUCUGUCGAUAGCGCCUUUCAAGGACGGAUCUCCUCUAGAGCAUUAGUUAAUUCAGCUGCUGGUUUCGAUCACAGUUUCACUCGAAACCUCAAAGGAUUCACCAUUAGAAAUGGGAAAAAAAAGUUGCCCUUCAUCCUCAAAGACAUCAUGGGCCUGGAAGCUGAAGUUUUGGAAGGUUCACAAGUAGAAGACAUCAUCAGUAUUGUGUUUGGCCACGUGAAGGACGGCUAUAAAUUCAACAAGGAUCAGCCACUCACUCGUGAGGAUCAACAUUACAUCAGUGACCCCAGCCUCUCUGACCAAUCUUUCUGCCUGGUUUACGUCAUAGACGCAACGACAGUCCAGUUCACAGACGAUAAACUUAUUGACAAGCUGAAGAUUAUCCGCCGGAGAAUCAGUGAUAAGGGGAUUCCUCAAGUGGUUAUCAUGACCAAAGUGGAUGAGGCAUGUCCUUUGAUCAAAAAAAAUCUGAGGAAGGUGUACGCUAGCAAGAAGAUCAAGGAGAAGAUGGAGUUGUGCAGUGCUAAAGUGGGGGUGCCAUUGUCAAACAUCUUCCCAGUGAAGAACUACCAUGAUGAGAUCGACACAAAUGAUGACGUUGAUGUUCUGAUACUGAAGGCACUUGAACAGAUUGUUCAGCUUGCUGAUGAUAGAUUGGAGGAUAUUGAUAGCUAGACAUAAACCACAUAUACAGUAAUUACUGCAUUUCCCAGUCUAGCUUUCUAAUAUAUCUGCUCUUGAAUAUUGUU